UGCACGCGUCAGUCCAUGAUACCCUCCGCAGCGCCUGACGACCGCGGUCGCUCACUUGUUUAAUCGGUACGGCUCGGUCCAAACUUUCGCACGACAGCUCAACUUUUUCAACUCGAGCAGACGUCUUCGAAACAUAAAAAAAUAAAUUGUCAAUAUUGUCAGUGUGCACAGAAAAAUGUUAAAUCGAUCGUAAUUUUUAUUUGUUUACAUGGGUAAUUUAUAAAAUAAUAAAAUAUAAAAGAUUUGUCUUCCAUUGAGUGAUAGUAAGAUAAACGGUGUGAUUACAUCGAUAUGGAGAAAACUGGAGGAUCCCGGCUGCUGCAAAUGCAGGCGACUAUGCAGGCGCGGUUCCACCAGAAGCAGUUUCAAGAGCGCGAGCAAAAGAUAGCGUCGCUGUACGAGGCGCAGCAGGCGCGUGCGCUGGACCGCGUGCGACAGUCGCCCGGCAGCGUCAGCGUCAGUCCGCCAGCACUCGCUGCCGUCGCCACCGCACCCUCCGCCCCCCUCGUCGCGCACCAGCCGGGGAAGGUACGUCAAAUGUUCGAAGAUCGCAGAACGAAAGCGGGAAUAGACAAAAGUUACCCGCUCCAGCCAAUACACAACACAGCUGAGAGGACACAGAAGAAGGAGUUGUCCAACGGAUACAGUAAUGAGAGAAUACAACAGAAGAAAGAAUUAUCCAAUGGAUACAGCAACACAGAGAGGAUACAACUGAAAAAAGAGUUGUCCAAUGGAUUCAGCAAUACAGAAAGAAUACAACAGAAGAAGGAGUUGUCCAAUGGAUAUGGCACUGAGAGAAUGCAUCAGAAGAAAGAACUGUCCAAUGGAUAUAUCAACACAGAGAGAAUGCAACAGAGGAAGGAGUUAUCAAAUGGAUACAGCAGUACCGUUACUAGAACUGCUGAAAGGAAAGUUUCAAAGACGAACUCUGUUACCUCCAAUGUUGUUAAGAAGCAUAGUGUCAGACAAACGAAGGUUGGCAGAGUAGACAACAUAGUAAACGGCUCAGGCGAUGUUAAUCACAAUCACAUGCCAGACAUUAAAUCUAUAAAAAAGACUUCUCAAAGCAAUGGUGAAUUGAAUAAUUCUGAAAGAGCCCAAUUGGCGAUUGACGAAACUGACAAAGUGGAGAACAAUUAUUUAAUAGAGGACGAGACAUUCCCUGAAGCUUUGGCGCCGGCGCCCACGCCGCGAGAUGACUCGGCGGAGAAAAGACAACCGGAACCAAAACAACCAGAACCAAAGCAACUGCAAGCAAAACAACCCGAAGCGAGCCCACAGAGAAAGAGUCCUCCGCCACGACAGUCAAAAAGUCCAGUAAAGGUGAAACCUCCAGUCCCGUCAGCUCCAUCGCCUCGCCCGAGAACAGUCGCUGAGAAAAAGCCGGUGAGCAGCCGGCCCCGGACUACUGUCACUAGCAUGCAGCGGACUACCAAGCCUAGCGGCUCAUCGCUGGGCGCGGCGCGGCGCGGCGGCAGCGCGGACGGCGAGGGCUGCGCCGUGUGCGGCCGGCGCUUCGCCCCCGACCGCCUCGCCAAGCACCAGGAGAUCUGCAAGAAGACCAGCACCAAGAAGAGGAAACCGUUCGACGUGCUCAAACAUCGCCUCGCUGGUACCGAGGCUGAGCCGUUCAUCCCCAAGCUUCGCAAGAGCACUGCGGCGAGCGCGGCCAAGACGCAGGCGCCGGCGAACAGCAGCUGGCGGCAGAAGCACGAGGAGUUCAUACAGGCCAUCCGCGCCGCUAAGCAGGUGCAGGCGCAUCUUAAUGCCGGCGGUAAACUGAGCGAUCUGCCCCCUCCGCCGCCGUCGCAGAACCCCGACUACGUGCAAUGCCCGCACUGCAGCCGCCGCUUCAACCAGGGCGCUGCCGAGCGACACAUACCCAAGUGCGCCAACUUCCAGUUCAACAAGCCCAAGAAACCGCCAACCAAGCGCAGGUAACCGCCGCCCUAGGGUAUAUGAAGACAAUAAGUGUAGAACCGUGGCCAAAUGUUAGACGAUUUGUAUGUACCAUCGAAGAAAUUGAUUCAUAGGCAGUUAACGGACCUAUGUCAUUUGGUUAAGUUAUGUCAAUUCAAUAUAAGUCGUGAUCUAACGGCUGGGAAUGCGGGCUCCACACUCGCGGCGCGAAUUGCGGCCGCGAUUCACGGAUGCAACGCGCCGUGAACACGACGCGAAUGGGCCAUAUUACACGCAUCAAUAUUAUCAAGAUUCUGUGAUAAAAUUGAUCUUGUAAUAGGCCGAAUCGCAGUAUCGCAGUAGUACUUGUGACUCGCGUGAUACUAGAAUCAUGAUAAUAUUGAUGCGUGUAAUACCUGCCAAUAAAUACGGCCCUAUACACUCGCAAUUGAGUAAAAUGAACAUUGAAGUCACUGUGGCUGCUGUUCUGACAUUGUGUGCGACAGCGAAUAAAGGCGAGUGUGGAUGAUAUUCGCGUUCACGGUCUUCGCGGGCUUUCGCGCCGCGAGUGUGGAACUCUCUUUAGACGUAACGCGAC
Aricia agestis (brown argus) is the source of this 2497-nucleotide messenger RNA. Its product is annotated as zinc finger C2HC domain-containing protein 1C-like. The record is from RefSeq and is a predicted model, not a curated record. The transcript is spliced from 10 exons. NCBI's taxonomy places the organism in Eukaryota, Metazoa, Arthropoda, Insecta, Lepidoptera, Lycaenidae. The coding region runs from base 292 to 1941 and encodes 549 amino acids.